UGCAAUUCAGAGUGAGUAAUAGAUUUCUAAACUACUUUUAAUCACACAAAUAUAAACACUUCCGGUCGCCCCAGGGCAGUUGUGUGGCCUCGCCCUUUUUAUAAACAGUGUAACAGAGUCGUAAACAUUGCAUAAAAUAAUAAUAGGCGCACCUGACUCGACCUACACAAAGAUAUGGAAACUUCAUUUAAACAAACACACUGACCAGAGGCCUACGGUACCCUUUAUAAACAUUACGAGUCAAUGUGGAGAAAACAUGGCCACAACUUAGACAUUAGACCGCUGAUGGUAUACUCACGAUCGAUGGUCAUGAUAUUAGAUAGUGGCUGAGGCAAACAUUGAGAUAAAAAAGAGGUACAGUGGGUUUGGGCAUGACACGUUGCUGUCAAAUCGCAGCAAACGAAAACACUUAAAGCGACAACAAAUUCAAAACGGUAUAGGCUACUCAAUUGUAUUUUAACUGGGUCUAAAAAUUAAUAUAUGGUGGGAAAGGCAAAUUCAUUUGCAAUAUUUUUAAAUUCAUUUGACUUUAAUUUGAGACUCAUGUCACAAAGUAGUUCGCCUACAUCUCUUUAGCCUGUUUCAUUUUCACAACAAUGUGCUUUGCACUUCCUCUUCUUCUUCCAUCCGCGAGCCGGUUCGUGUGUGUGUGGAUAGCUUAUCUCUUUCAAUUCUUUUUUAUUUCACUCUCUGAACUCAUUAUGUGGGAUGACAAGUGACCAACAAAUACCUUAAAAUUUUUCUGACCUUCAAUCGUUUACAUUAGCAUAUUUUAUUAGAUUUUAUUUCUGUUUGGAGUCUUACUCAGAGAGUAAGAGAUGGGGACGGCGGUUGAUGACAUCAGACAACUAUUAAGAGACUGUGAGCUGUUUGUUUUUGAUAUACUCCAAGAUGAGAAUCUCAGUAAUGCUGCUGGAGAGGCCAGAGAAAUUCUCCUACGAAAUUUUCUUGUCAUCCAGAAGAGACACCCACAAGAAUUUCCCCACAGAAAUGAAUCCAAUCUUGAGGAUAGUUCAGAUGACAACCGCAGCUCCAGUCUGGGACGCUCUGCCCCCUCAGAUGAUAUGUCAGUGGCCUCUGACUACCAGGAGGAAGGAGCCACAGAGCUUUUUGAAGAGAUCCCUAUGGUGGCUGCACAGGACCUGAGCAACAUUCUAAAGCAAGGCUACCUGGAGAAGAAAAGACGUGAUCACAGUUUCUUCAGCAUGGAAUGGCAAAAGCGAUGGUGCGUUCUGAACAACACCAUAUUUUAUUACUUCGGGAGUGAGAAAGACAAGCAGCAGAAAGGCUCGUUUUAUAUCAACGGCUACAGUGCAGAGAUGGUCCCCAGCUUACGCAAAGACUCCAAGAAGAAUUCAUGCUUCGAGAUGAGUGCUCCUGGAAGACGUUCUUACCAGUUCACUGCCAGCAGUCCCCGUGAGGCAAGGGAAUGGGUGGACCAGAUCAAUUUUGUUCUUAAGGAUCUGAGCUCUAACUUCAUCCCCUUUGAUGAUGAUGAGGAAGAGGAGGUGGAAGAAGAGGAAGAGACUUAUGAUGACAUUGAACGAGCUACCACACCACCACCACCACGUCCUGGGCCAGCGCCUGCACCGGUUAUAACCCCGAGUCUGGCACAAACCCCUCGAAGCAGCCGCGAGGAAUGGAAGGACCAAGCAGGGACUCAGGAGGAUGACGAAGAUGAAGAAGAGGACAUUUAUGAAGAGCUUCCAGAUGAUGAAAUUUCUGACAACGCUGAAGAGUUCAGUGAAAAAGCUGGGUCUUCAGAUUAUGCAAAUUAUUACCAAGGCUUGUGGGACUGUGAAGCGGACGGACCUGAUGAGUUGGCCUUCCAGAGAGGAGAUCUCAUCUACAUCCUCAGCAAGGAAUACAACAUCCAUGGAUGGUGGGUCGGGGAGCGAGACGGUGCCAUCGGCAUAGUCCCCAAGGAGUUUUUGCAUCCUGCUUAUAUUCUAUGAGGUUUGCUUUUUGUGAAGAUCACAGAAUUUCCAGGGUUAUAACACUUUAACACAUCAUUGUUUAGAAAUUGUAAAUGAGUAGAUUAUAAAAAGAGUUAAAGGGACCGUUCACCCUAAAAUGAAAAUUAAGUUAUAAAUUACUCACCCUGGCGCUGCUUUAAUGCCGUAUGCCCUUUUUUCUUUUAUGGACCACAAAAGGAGAAUUUGUAAAAAAAAAAAUGUCCUGCUUGCGCUUGUUGAUAUAAUGGCAGUGAAUAGAGAUGAGCAUCAAGCUUCUUUAAAAGAUGCAAAAGGAUCACAGAAUGAUCCCAUGUAACUUAUAUUGUAUAUUCUGGGGGUGUUCUGGGGGUAUACGAUAUAAAAUUUAAUGAAAAUCCUGAA
Messenger RNA from Megalobrama amblycephala (Wuchang bream), 2336 nucleotides. It is a transcript of the gene skap1, whose product is annotated as src kinase associated phosphoprotein 1. NCBI's taxonomy places the organism in Eukaryota, Metazoa, Chordata, Actinopteri, Cypriniformes, Xenocyprididae. Gene Ontology annotation, molecular function: protein binding. The coding region runs from base 819 to 1955 and encodes 378 amino acids. The record is from RefSeq and is a predicted model, not a curated record. Gene Ontology annotation, cellular component: cytoplasm; plasma membrane. The transcript is spliced from 13 exons.